Helianthus annuus (common sunflower) is the source of this 2232-nucleotide messenger RNA. NCBI's taxonomy places the organism in Eukaryota, Viridiplantae, Streptophyta, Magnoliopsida, Asterales, Asteraceae. The record is from the annotation of a RefSeq genome assembly.
AUGGAACAGACAUAUCAAUAUGCGUGGAUAAUACCUUUUCUUCCACUUCCAGUUCCUAUGUUAAUAGGGUUGGGACUUCUUCUUUUUCCGACGGCAACAAAAAGUCUUCGUCGUAUGUGGGCUUUUCAGAGCGUUUUAUUGUUAAGUAUAGUCAUGAUUUUUUCUCUGAAUCUGUCUAUUCAGCAAAUAAAUAGCAGUUCUGUCUAUCAAUAUGUAUGGUCUUGGAUUAUAAAUAAUGAUUUUUCUUUAGAAUUCGGAUACUUGAUCGAUCCACUUACUUCUAUUAUGUCAAUAUUAAUCACUACUGUUGGAAUUAUGGUUCUGAUUUAUAGUGAUAAUUAUAUGUCUCAUGAUCACGGAUAUUUGAGAUUUUUUGCUUAUAUGAGUUUUUUCAGUACUUCCAUGUUGGGAUUAGUUACUAGUUCAAAUUUGAUACAAAUUUAUAUUUUUUGGGAAUUGGUUGGAAUGUGUUCGUAUCUAUUAAUAGGAUUUUGGUUCACACGACCUGUUGCAGCAAAGGCUUGUCAAAAAGCAUUUGUAACUAAUCGUGUUGGUGAUUUUGGUUUAUUAUUAGGCAUUUUAGGGUUUUAUUGGAUAACGGGGAGUUUCGAAUUUCGUGAUUUAUUUCAAAUAUUCAAUAACUUGAUUUCUAAUAAUGAGGUCAAUUCUGUAUUUGUUACUUUGUGCGCUGUUCUAUUAUUUGCUGGUGCGAUUGCUAAAUCUGCACAAUUUCCCCUUCAUGUAUGGUUACCUGAUGCAAUGGAAGGGCCGACCCCUAUUUCGGCCCUUAUACAUGCUGCUACGAUGGUAGCAGCGGGAAUUUUUCUUGUAGCUCGACUUAUGCCCCUUUUCAUAGUAAUACCCCACAUAAUGAAUUUUAUCUCUUUUAUAGGGAUAAUAACAGUUUUUUUCGGAGCUACUUUAGCUCUUGCUCAAAAAGACAUUAAGAGAGGUUUAGCCUAUUCCACAAUGUCUCAAUUGGGUUAUAUGAUGUUAGCUCUAGGUAUGGGUUCUUAUCGUAGUGCUUUAUUUCAUUUGAUUACUCAUGCUUAUUCCAAGGCAUUAUUGUUUUUAGGAUCGGGAUCCGUUAUUCACUCAAUGGAAACUCUUGUUGGAUAUUGUCCAAAAAAAAGUCAGAAUAUGGUGCUUAUGGGAGGUUUAAAAAAACAUGUACCAAUUACUAAAAAUUCUUUUUUAUUAGGUACACUUUCUCUUUGUGGUAUUCCACCUCUUGCUUGUUUUUGGUCCAAAGAUGAAAUUCUGAAUGAUAGUUGGUUGUAUUCACCUAUUUUUGCAAUAAUAGCUUGGUCUACGGCGGGAUUCACCGCAUUUUAUAUGUGUCGGAUCUAUUUACUUACUUUUGAAGGACAUUUAAACGUUCAUUUUCAAAAUUACAGUGGAAAAAGGAAUACCCCCCUGUAUUUAAUAUCUCUAUGGGGUAAAGAAGGUUCAAAAAUAAGUAACAAAAACUUGAACUUUUGUUUGGUAACUUUAUUAAAAAUGAAUAAGAAUGGACGUCCUUCUUUUUUUUCAAAUAAAGUAUAUAAAAUGGAUGAAAAUGGAAGAAAUCUGAUCCAACCCUUUCUUUCUAUUCCGAAUUUUAGCAAUACCAAGACUUCUUUGUAUCCUUAUGAAUCGGAUAAUACGAUGUUAUUCCCAAUACUUAUAUUAAUUCUAUUUACUUUGUUCGUUGGAUUCUUAGGAAUUCCUUUCAAUCAAGAUGUGGAUAUAUUAUCCAAAUGGUUAACCCCGUCUAUAAAUCUUUUACAUCAAAGUUCAAACAAUUCAAUAGAUUGGUAUGAAUUUUGUAAAGAUGCAGUUUUUUCAGUCAGUAUAGCCUGUUUCGGAAUAUAUAUAGCAUUUUUUUUAUAUAAACCUGUUUAUUCAUCUUUUCAAAAUUUGGACUUAAUUAAUUCAGUUGUUAAAAUGGGUCCUAAGAGAAUUUUUUCUGACAAAAUAAAAAAUGCUAUAUAUGAUUGGUCAUAUAAUCGGGGUUACAUAGAUGCCUUUUAUGGAACAUUCUUCACUGCGGGGGUGCGAAAAUUGGCCGAAUUUACUCAUUUUUUUGAUAGACGAAUAAUUGAUGGAAUUCCAAAUGGAGUUGGGUUUAUGAGUUUCUUUGUAGCAGAGGUUAUUAAAUCGGUAGGGGGUGGACGCAUUUCUUCUUAUUUGUUCUUUUAUUUUUCUUAUGUAUCAAUCUUUUUAUUAAUUUAUUACUUUUUAAAUCUUUAA